Prunus armeniaca (apricot) is the source of this 1296-nucleotide messenger RNA. Lineage: Eukaryota; Viridiplantae; Streptophyta; Magnoliopsida; Rosales; Rosaceae. The record is from the annotation of a GenBank genome assembly.
AUGGAUGAGUCUCCAGACAAAUCAUCCUUGACCUUGCCUCUUAUCCUUGAUGAGGGACAACAUGAGCCUGCAAGCAAUAAGGUAGAAGAAGUAGAGCCUAACUUUCAUUAUGAAUCCACAGCUACAACCUCUUUUCUCAAAACCUUUUUCAAUGGACUCAAUGCGCUGUCAGGAGUAGGGAUACUCUCAGUUCCUUAUGCACUAUCAUCUGGAGGAUGGUUAAGCUUGAUACUUCUUUUCGCAAUCGCCGCUUCAUGCUUUUACACAGGCUUGCUAAUUAAAAGAUGCAUGGAUAUGGAUUCUGAUAUCAGAACUUAUCCGGAUAUAGGCGAACGUGCAUUUGGGAACAAGGGAAGGAUAUGGUUGUCAGUUGUCAUGAACUUAGAACUCUACUUAGUUUCAACAGGUUUCCUGAUUUUGGAAGGGGACAACUUGCAUAACAUAUUUCCAGGCGUGGAAUUGGAAGUGGCUGGUUUAAGAAUUGGUGGAAAACAUUGCUUUAUAGUCGUUGUUGCCCUUAUUAUUCUCCCAACAGUUUGGUUAGAUAACUUGAGCCUUCUUUCUUAUGUCUCUGCAAGUGGGGUUUUAGCCUCUGCAAUCAUCCUUGGUUCAAUUCUGUGGAUUGGUUCUUUCGAUGGAAUUGGAUUUCAUCAAGCUGGGUCACCAGUUAACUGGAAUGGAAUCCCUACUGCUGUUAGCUUAUAUGCCUUUUGUUAUUGUGCUCAUCCAGUGUUCCCUACCUUGUACACUUCCAUGAAAAACAAGCAUCAGUUCUCCAAUGUCCUCCUCAUCUGCUUUAUCCUAUGCACCAUUUCUUAUGCAUCAAUGGCAGUUUUUGGCUACCUAAUGUUUGGUUCAACGGUUCAAUCACAAAUAACUUUAAACCUCCCAACUCGAAACAUUAGCUCAAAAGUCGCCAUAUUCACGACCCUGGUGAAUCCAAUAUCCAAAUAUGCUUUGAUGGUUACCCCAAUCGUGAAUGCUGCCAAGAAGAAGUUUCCAAGUCACUACAAUAAAAGGUUCAUUGGCCUAUUAGCCAGCACUACCUUGGUAAUCAGCACUGUAAUGGUAGCUUUGACUCUACCCUUUUUCGCGUAUCUCAUGUCACUUGUUGGAGCAUUUUUGAGUGUGACAGGUUCAAUUGUAUUCCCAUGCUUUUGCUACCUGAAACUUUCUGGGACUUAUCGAAGAUUCGGAUGUGAGGUGUUGAUUAUAGGGUGCAUAUUACUACUAAGUGCUGCAGUUAUUGUAUUUGGCACUUACACUGCUCUAGUAGAAAUAAUAGGGAGCUUGUGA